Molecule: messenger RNA, 657 nt
Organism: Chlorella variabilis
Lineage: Eukaryota; Viridiplantae; Chlorophyta; Trebouxiophyceae; Chlorellales; Chlorellaceae
Exons: 5
Coding region: 1-657 (218 amino acids)
Source: RefSeq, a predicted model, not a curated record
AUGAGUGGCCUCAGCCUGGGCUGCUACUGGACCCACCUUCAUCUAUUUUACAUGUUCUUGCAGGCCUGGACCCGGGUGUUUGACCAAAUCUGCUUCUCCCUCAUGCUCUUCCAACUUGUGAUGGUCGGCAUCAUGGGCAUCAAGCAGAUGGUGGCGCCACCCCUGGUUGUCCUGCCUCUGCUCCCAUUGACGGCUUUCUUCUGGUGGUCCAGUCACAAGCUGUUCUGGAGACCGCAGAUGACGCUGGCAUUGGAAGAUGCGGGGCGGCUGGAUGAUCAGGACAGAGAGGCCGAUGAGGGUCGGGGCAGCCGGCGUGGCCCGGGCAAUGAUGUGGAGGCGCAGCAGACAGACGCUUCCCAGCGUUACCUUAGCCCGGCAUUCAAGCUGAGUGCUGCAGAGUUUGAGGCCUUUUUGCUGGAGGCUGACACCAUGCUGCAUUUCCUGGCCACCGGCGAGCAGAGCGAGGAACUAGAGGUGUUUGUUAUCCAAGCACGAGCCACAGCAACACAGGAGGCCGGCUACGAAUCUGCAGAAGAGGAGAUGGACUCAGUCCCUGCUUCGGGAGCGCCGCGAGCCAGCAGCAGCAGCAGCGGCGCUGCUGCAGGCCCCACUUCUGCGCCCAUGGGUGACCUGGAGAUGGGCACCAUGAAAGCAUAA